Molecule: messenger RNA, 1821 nt
Organism: Xenia sp. Carnegie-2017
Lineage: Eukaryota; Metazoa; Cnidaria; Anthozoa; Malacalcyonacea; Xeniidae
Product: serine hydroxymethyltransferase, cytosolic-like
Exons: 5
Coding region: 161-1558 (465 amino acids)
Biological process (GO): purine nucleobase biosynthetic process; tetrahydrofolate interconversion; folic acid metabolic process
Cellular component (GO): cytosol; cytoplasm; nucleus
Molecular function (GO): glycine hydroxymethyltransferase activity; pyridoxal phosphate binding; zinc ion binding
Source: RefSeq, a predicted model, not a curated record
UGCAACCACGUGCGUUUGUAAUCUAAUCUUCGAUGAAAUACCGGGUUUAUUUGAGUAAUUGUACUUUAUGUUUUAAUUGCAUGUCAUUACUUUGAUCUUUACUUCGCGAGGGAAAUUCAUUUCGAUUUAUCUGAAGCAUUAUAAUUUAUUCAAGGGAAAAAUGGAGCAAGCAUAUCUUCAAGAACCACUGGCAACUAAUGACCCUGAGGUGUAUGACAUCAUUAAGAAGGAGAAAACACGUCAAGUUCGUGGUCUUGAACUCAUUGCAUCAGAGAACUUUACGAGCAAGGCUGUUCUAGAGGCCAUGGGCUCUUGCAUGCACAAUAAAUAUUCUGAGGGUGAGCCAGGAAAACGUUAUUAUGGAGGAAACCAGUUUAUAGAUGAAAUGGAGAUUUUGUGCCAAAAUCGAGCUUUGGAAGUUUAUGGAUUGGAUGCCGAGAAAUGGGGUGUAAAUGUUCAACCAUACUCUGGCUCGCCUGCAAAUUUUGAGGUGUACACAGCAUUGUUGCAACCUCAUGACAGAAUCAUGGGUCUCGACCUGCCUGAUGGUGGGCAUCUCACCCAUGGAUUUAUGACGGACAAAAAGAGGAUAUCUGCCACAUCGAUAUAUUUUGAGUCAAUGCCUUACAAACUGAAUCCAGAAACAGGAUAUAUUGAUUAUGAUAAAUUGGAGGAAAGUGCAAAAUUGUUUCGUCCUAAAAUCAUCAUCGCUGGCUACAGUGCCUAUCCACGUGAUUUGGAUUACAAACGAUUUCGUGCUAUAUGUGACAGCGUCGGUGCCAUGUUGCUAGUUGACAUGGCUCAUUUCAGCGGUCUGGCUGCAGGUCGAGUUGUCACCAGUCCUUUCGAGCUUGCUGACAUUGUCUCCACUACCACACAUAAAUCUUUGCGUGGUCCGCGAGCUGGUAUGAUCUUCUACCGGAAGGGAGUUAAGGGUCAUACGAAGACCGGUCAGCCGAUCAUGUACGACUACGGUCCGAAAAUCAACGCUGCAGUGUUUCCUGCCCUUCAAGGUGGACCACACAAUCACGCAAUUGCCGCUUUGUGUGUUGCCCUCAAGCAAGCUCUUCGGCCCGAUUUUAAAGAGUAUGCCAAGCAGAUUGUCUCUAAUUGUCAAGCCAUGGCCAAGGUUUUGGUUUCGAAAGGUUACUCCUUGGUCUCUGGUGGCAGCGAGAAUCAUUUAGUGUUAUGGGAUGUUAGACCACUGGGCACCGACGGAGCCAAAAUGGAGAAGAUAUUGGAAGCAGUUUCUAUCACAGUCAACAAGAAUUCUUGCCCGGGGGAUAAAAGUGCUCUGCGACCGGGUGGUCUGCGGGUUGGUACGCCUGCGUUGACUUCGCGAAAUUUCAAAGAAGCAGAUUUCGAAAAAGUUGCGGAAUAUUUACACCAAGGAGUUCAACUUGGGUUGGAAAUAGCCAAGGCUAGUGGCGGGAAUUCUCUUAAAGAGUUUACAGCUACCAUGGCAAAAGAGGAAUUUGACGGCAAAAUUAAGGCAUUGCGCGAGGAAAUUGAGGAAUAUAGCGCUAAGUAUCCAAUGCCAGGGCAUGAACUUGUAUGAUUUUGAUGAGCAGGAGUGGAUUUUACCAACUACAUUACAACAAAUAGCAUUAUAUCCAAAUAUACAUUUAUCGCUUACCGUUAUAUUAAUCCAAAUAGUAGUCUUGUUCAAUUCUCUUUCUUAUUAAUAUCACGAGAACCAUUAUUACAAUCAUUAGAACUAUAAAUUAGAAAACUACCGUUUCAUUCUUUCUUAAUGGUGUCUUAAAAACUAUAAAUUCUGUUUUUAAUUUAAUCACAAUCUGUAUCAACUUCCCUACUAAA